UCCACCCCGCACGUGUCCCGCUCCCCUCUGAUGCCCGAGGCUGGGACUCCAGAGAAAGGGGCGAGGGUCUCCUUCCCCGGUGCUGGGGCCGCCCCUUCGCAUGCCAAGAUCUGGGGCGGGGGUGCUUUCUGGAAGAAACCGCGCCUCCUUUGCAAGCCGAGGCUGCUGCAGCGCCCGCUCCAGCCCCGGGUGCUCACGUGCCGGUGCGUUCUGAGCUCGGCUUGUGCCCUGACCACAUCUGGGGACCGAGGACCGUGUGGAGCUCUGCGGGAACCUCCUAUUCCUCCACGCCACAGGAGCUGUCUUUCUUCUGCCCACACGGUCCACUACGGAUCCCCUUCGCGCCUCGCAUCCCCGACUCGGGCUUAGGCCCGGGCCGUGAGCGGGAGCCUGGCCGCGCUCCUUCUCGGUGCGUCCUGCGGCACCAGCGGCAUGGAGAAGGCCACGCGUGCCGGGCGCUGAUCCUUGCGCCCUGGCCCCGCACCUCUGCCGCUCACCCACGCCCCACCAUGACCGGCUCGGCGGCCGACACUCACCGCUGCCCCCACGCCAAAGGUGCCAAAGGCACCCGGUCCCGGAGCAGCCACGCACGGCCAGUGAGCCUUGCCACCAGCGGGGGCUCCGAGGAGGAGGACAAAGACGGUGGGGUGCUGUUUCACGUGAACAAGAGCGGCUUCCCCAUGGACAGCCACACCUGGGAGCGCAUGUGGAUGCACGUGGCCAAGGUGCACCCGAAGGGCGGAGAGAUGGUGGGGGCCAUCAGGAACGCGGCCUUCCUGGCAAAGCCUUCAAUACCCCAGGUUCCAAACUACAGGCUUUCCAUGACGAUCCCAGACUGGCUCCAAGCGAUCCAGAAUUACAUGAAGACGCUGCAAUAUAAUCACACAGGGACCCAGUUCUUUGAAAUUAGGAAGAUGAGACCGCUGAGCGGGUUAAUGGAAACAGCAAAGGAAAUGACCCGAGAGUCCUUGCCAAUCAAAUGCCUCGAAGCCGUCAUCCUGGGCAUAUACUUAACCAAUGGGCAGCCUUCGGUCGAGCGAUUCCCCAUCAGCUUUAAAACCUACUUCUCAGGAAAUUACUUUCACCACGUCGUGCUGGGAAUAUACUGCAAUGGUCGCUACGGCUCACUGGGCAUGAGCCGGAGGGCCGAGCUGAUGGACAAGCCGCUGACUUUUCGGACUCUGAGUGACCUUGUCUUUGACUUUGAGGACUCCUACAAGAAGUACCUGCACACGGUCAAGAAGGUCAAGAUUGGCCUGUACGUCCCCCACGAGCCUCACAGCUUCCAGCCCAUCGAGUGGAAGCAGCUGGUGCUCAAUGUCUCAAAGAUGUUGAGGGCUGACAUUAGGAAGGAGCUGGAGAAAUAUGCCAGGGACAUGCGGAUGAAGAUUUUGAAGCCUGCAAGUUCCCACUCUCCAACCCAGGUGAGAAGCCGGGGGAAAUCCUUGUCACCCCGCAGGAGACCAGCAAGCCCUCCAAGGAGGCUCGGCAGGCGAGACAAGUCGCCUGCCCUGCCUGAGAAGAAGGCGGUGGACCUCAGCACACUGAAUGAAGUGGGCUAUCAGAUCCGAAUCUAGCCAAGCUGCAGCAGCCAGCAAGAGGGUUUUGUGGUGCUUCGCUCUGCACUUUACCCAGCAGGAGGAACUGUGAUUAUUUAUUAUGAACUUGUGAAUUUUAUUUCUAAAGCUGCACCUGGAAAUAGAACCUGAGUGGGUAGGAACAAUUAGCUUUAAAAAACUCCCGAAGAGGCAACCAUGAAAAGGCUACACAAUAAACCCCGCUGGGAGUGGACCGUCCCCUCACUCAGGAGCUCAAGGAUAACAAACCUUAACUGUCGUUUUAUACUUCCUCAUUUACUUCUGUUCCUGGCUUUGAACAUUAGCCUCAUCAGUAGCAAAUGUCCUUUUUGGUAUAGUAAGCUCACUCCAUCAGUAUUUUUCAGCAAUAACAGAAGCAAAGAUGGGUAGGUUUUUUUAAAGCAGUUACUAUUACCUCAGCAUUUUUACAUCAGAUAUGCAAACUCAAUGGCAUUUUGGUUUUUUAUAUUCUAUUUGUAUUGUUUCUCCACUGUUUCCCAUGGGAUUUUCCACAAGUUUGGAAUUUCUUCCUGGUGCACAUAUGUGAUGAGAUUAAAGUAAUAUAUGCAAAGAUUUUAUAAAGAAGCACUAGAAUUCUGGCAAUAUGGGAAACCAUUUUUAGGAUCUGGGAGUUCUUAAUCUUUCUUAGAGCAUUCACUGAUGGCGAUUUCUGUUCGUACAAAACAAGCACAGUCAGAAGCUAGUCUCAUUCUGUCGCUAACAUUUAAACUUUGUGGGGUCCAGCAAAAAGCACAAGAGGUCACGUGCUUGUUAACACUGGCUCAGCAGUGUCACAAUCACCUGGAAAAUGACACUCGGAAAGCCAGGGCAGCCAGGAGCGAACCAGUAGGUCUUGUGAACCAAGUAACCUUUCUGCUCAUGCUUUAUGUCAUAUAUAUAUAGUUUUUUUUUAAAUCUGAUUUUUAAGUGAGUCAGGCUCUCAUCCUGAGGGUCUCGCUGUCUGAAAUAUGGGUUCUGAUCUAUUAAGGCCAAAUGUGAUCUGUAUUUUCCAGUUCCAUGCUAUUAGAUGUCACCCUUCAGGACGUUUUUAGGAAGUCCUGGAAAAUACGUUAGAGAAGCAGGAUUUUUUUUUAAUGGCAGUUGUCUUGUCCAGCGCUGCAUCUCAUCACACCCCGUCCGUUGAGCCUGCGUGUUCUGGUUAUGGUGUAGCUUCCGGCUGCAGGAGACAGGAUAACUAUGAAGGACGCACACAGACUGCACAUUCCACACAGCGGGAGCAGAGCCUCUGUUCCAUUUGUUACUAUCUCAGCAGCUGCCUGAGACCAAAGAAGACCUAAAUGAAGUCUACGAGUGAACAAUGUUACUUCAGUCUCAAUACUUCUGGAUUUGACUGAAGAUGGUUAUAGGAAAGUAAUAAAAAAAGCUAAAAAACUGCUCUUUGACAGUCUGGAGGUGAUGAGAGAAGAACCUGACCCUUGAGCUGUGUGCAGAGGAGCUUGCUUUACUGUGAAAAUCAGCGCUAUGAAUGAAGUACUGUUUUCCUGGGAAGGGAGCCAGCUGUACCCUAGACUAACAUGCAGCUUUUAAGUUAAACUUCUGAACUUGAUCAUUUCCCUCAGGAGCAGGAUUAUCAGUCAGUUUAAGAUGAAUUGUUAGGGUUGGAGAUGCACCAGCGGCAGAGCCUGUGCUUAGAUGCGUGAGGUCCCAGGUUCCGUCACCAGCCUCAUAGUCACUUUCAUCUGUCUUGACACCGUAUACCCAUUUGCUGCAUGGCCACAGGUACUGGUAUUUUUGAGAUGGCAGGGAAUCAUUUCUUCCUCACUCUGAAACAAUACUGAUGUACCCAUGUAUGCUCUUUUUCUCCACCUGAAACUUUAUUGUAUCAGUAAGUAGACAAUGUUAAACAUGUAGCCUCUCUAAGAGCUUGGAGUAGCCCCUGCCAAGCACUGCUUAAGGACCAGUCCAUCAAAGACACAGAAGGUCAGCUAGUUGCAGGGCUUCUUGUUUCCUACAAGAAAAAAGGAGUACAAAACUGUUGCUGAUAUGCUGCCGUAUAAGCCUUAAUGAUUCAAUUAGGAACCUAAUUUCUUCAACAUACCUUGAUUUUUAGAUUACUGUUCCCAAAGCAAGGGUUAGUCCCAGAAACAUGAAAAUUAAACAUUAAAAUUUUCUUAGAACUUCUAUUUCUACUGCCCACAGAAUAAUUAACUUCUAUAAAAUAUAGGAAAAUCACCAAACUCCUAAAUUCUAAUGCAAUAAUACAAUUAAUAUUAUGGGAUUUAAAACCCCCCAGCAACCCAAAAAUGACCCAACUAAACAACAAAACCAAUAUAUUUUAUUUCCCAAAACUGAUUUUAAGGUUGGCUAUAACAAUUUUUUUUAAACUAUGAAUUUGGAAUCUAGUUUUUAAAGUAAUUAUGCAAGAGAUUUUAUGAUUAAGCCACCACUGGCAAUGUAUGCAAAGUUUAAAUGAAUGACAGAAAUCUUGAUUUGAGACUGAUUGUGCUGUUUUGAGUACACUUUAUUUCAGAAAAUGGUAUUUAGUAUUUUCUAUAUAUACUGAAAUCAUGAACAUUCACUUUUACUAAGUCAAUUAUUUCAUAAGGUUUUUAUUAAUCGAUAUUGGUAAAUAGAACUUUGGAAAUCUUAAUUCAGUAUUCUUACUAUACCCAAGGCUUUUGUAAGCUAUAGUUUUAUGUACAACCUUGUACAGUUUUUUUUGACAUACAAUUCAGAAUCUUGUUUAUUCUCUUGGACUCUGUUCUGGCCGAUACAUUUUUUUUAAACCUUUAAGAAAAACUGUGAUUGUUUUAGUGGGUAUUUUUCUAAGUAAAUGAAAACUUGUAUAAUGGUAUUUUAGAGAGCGCCAGAUAAGUGCAUGUUCUGAGUUACUGUUUCCGGCAUCACUUGUAUGUUUAUACACAGCAUGGGACUUUAAUAAAACCAUCCUGGCAACUUAA
Cavia porcellus (domestic guinea pig) is the source of this 4498-nucleotide messenger RNA. RefSeq names its product vasohibin 2 (gene Vash2). The coding region runs from base 510 to 1577 and encodes 355 amino acids. Lineage: Eukaryota; Metazoa; Chordata; Mammalia; Rodentia; Caviidae. Gene Ontology annotation, cellular component: cytoplasm. The transcript has 8 exons. Gene Ontology annotation, biological process: regulation of angiogenesis. The record is from RefSeq and is a predicted model, not a curated record.